UGCGCCAGCUCCGCCGAGGCAUCCGCUCCUGGGACAUCGACCUCACCGCCUGCAACCUGGACGAGCAGCUCAAGCUCUUCGUGUCGCGCCACUCGGCCACCUUCUCCAGCAUCGUGAAGGGCCAGCGCACCCUCCACCACCGGGGCGACGUGCUGGAGACCCUGGUGCUGCUCAACCCUUCCGACAAGUCCCUGUGCGACGAGCUGCGAACCCUCAUCACGGACGUGUCCCAGCACAAGUUGCUGGUGUUCGCGGGGCCCUGCGUGGAGGAGACGGGCGAGCUGAUGCUGCAGACGGGCUGCUUCGCGCUGCGGGACUUCAUCCAGAUCUUCGCAGACAAGGAGGUAGGAGAGAUGCUGAGUUCCGCUGCCCCCUCUGCCAAGGCCAGGCUGACCAUCAGCUGCCCUGACUUCGGAGAGUGGAAGGACUCGGCUCUGGACCAUCACAACCUGCAGGACUUCAUCGAGCUGCGGUACAACCCGGGCUGCAUCCUGCCGGAGAUGGAGGGGCUGGAGGAGUUCAUGGAGUACCUCUCGGAGUCCCUGGAGCCCCAGUCCCCCUUUGAGCUCCUCGAGCCUCCCACCAUGGUCGGCUUCCUCAAGCUCUCCAAGCCCUGCUGCUAUAUCUUCCCGGGCGGGAGGGGCGACUCGGCCUUCUUUGCGGUCAACGGCUUCAACGUGCUGGUGAACGGCGGCUCCAACCCCAAGUCGUCCUUCUGGAAGCUGGUCCGGCACCUGGACCGCAUCGACUCCAUCCUGGUGACGCACGCGGGCACCGACAGCCUGCCCGGCGUCAACAGCCUGCUGCAGAGGAAGCUGGCGGAGCUGGAGGAGGACCCGUCGCAGGGCUCGCAGGGCAACGGCGACUGGGCCAAGAACCUCAUCUCCCCGGAGCUCGGCGUCGUCUUCCUCAACGCCUCCGAGAAGCUGAAGGACAUCGAGGGCAACUCCCAGGUGCUGAAGAGCUGCGAUGAGGCCGCCCUCGCCCUGCGCUACCUGGACAAGCUGGGCAUCCGCCCCAACCCGCUGGCGCGGGAUAGCAGCCCCCGCGUGGAGCCCACCGUCCUCUUCCAGAAAAUGGGGGUCGGCCGGUUGGACAUGUACGUCCUGAACCCUGUGAAGGGCACCAAGGAGCUCGAGUUCCUCAUGCAGCACUGGUCAGGCAAUAGCUACCCCAAGGAGCAGGACUUGCCCCUGCAAUGUCUGACCUCCAUCUGCGCCCUGCUCGUCUGGCACCCCGUCAGCCCCUCCGAGAAGAUCAUCCGGGUCCUCUUCCCUGGCUGUACCCCGCAGACCCACAUCCUGGAGGGGCUGGAGAAGGUCAAGCACCUGGAGUUCCUCAAGCACCCCGUGGUCACCAAGAACGACUUGAAGGGGCUGUCUGCACCCCAGCCCGAGAAGCAGCUCAAGCAGAAGAGGACCGAGAGCAAGGAGAGCCUGAAAUCUGCUUCCAAGCUGAGUCUGGUGGACACUGGGACCCCAGCGCCAAAGGAGAAGGCUCCAAAGACAGAGAAGAAGGAGGUGAAGUCGGGGACCAAGGAGAAACCAAAAUCACUGGGAGAGGUGACUAGAGCAGGGUCAGAAGAGGAGAGAGCCAAGGAUGCUCGAGCCAAGCUGGACUCCUCCAUGGAAAAGCUCAAAGCUGACACAAAACCCAAGGUGAAUAAAGAGAAAACGGUGCCCAAGAAGGAGCCUCUUCCCCGAAAAGAAGAGAAGAAGCCGGUGAAGAAGGAAGAUGGGACUGAGGCCAAGAGUGAAGCCAGGAAGGAGGUGAAGACAGUGAAGAAGGAAGUGAAGGCCGAUACGCUGCGAAAGGACGUGAAGGACAGCAAGGCCGAGAGCAAAACUGCUGCAAAGCCCCCAGCCCGGAAAGCGCCCGUCCCGGACACGCGCAAACCCUUGGCCAAAGCCGGAAGCAUGAAGAAAUCCACCCUCAAGAAGGAGCCAGAGAAGCCCAAGAGCAAAGCGCCCAAGGAGGCCGGCGGCAAGAAGGAGCUGGGGGCGUCGGAUGGCUCCAAGCCGUCCUCCCCCGAGGACCUGCUGCCGGAGGCCGAGCAGGGCCGGGAGGCCGCAUUGCCCGGGGCCGAGGGCAGGAGGAAGGAGGACUCGACAGAUGAAGGCAUCACCACGGCGGAGAGCGAGCUGGAGCCGUCGCCGCCGGAGAGCGGCGCGAGCAGGGCGCGCGCGGAGCUGGGCUGCGUGGAGAACGGCCUGGAGGAGCCCGACAGCCCCCAGCGCUUCCGCCACCUCGAGAGCAGCCCCUUGAAAGCCCUGGGCCCCCCGUCGCCCCUGGCCAAGACCCCCAGGAGCGAGCGCAGCGUCAACUUCGACCUGACGCCCACCGGGCUGCUCAACCACUGCGCCGAGGGCGGCGAGGACCCCUGCGGCAGCUCCGAGGAGAAGACCCUGGAGAUGAUGUCCCCGGCCAGCUCGGGGCCGGCCAGCGCCGGCCACACACCCUUCCACCAGUCGCCGGUGGAGGAGGCGGGCGAGGAGGCGGCCGCCGGCGCCAACGCCAACCAGCAGCCCAACUGCUGGGCCCCGGCCAGGGCCGCGCACGACGGCGGCGGCUCCGCGCACGACAGGCAGGCGGGCGGCCUCUCGCUGAGCCCCUUCAAGGACGACGUCGCCGACGUGUCCCCCACCAUCACCACGCCGUCGCUGCCGGCCGAGGUGGGCUCCCCGCACUCCACCGAGGUGGACGAGUCGCUGUCCGUCUCCUUCGAGCAGGUGCUGCCCCCCGUGAGCGAGUCCCCCCAGGAGGACGGGGGCAGCCGGCCCCGCGGGAGCGGGGACGCGCCGCCGCGCCAGCCGGGCCGCCGCUCCGACUCGCCGCACGACGUGGACCUGUGCCUGGUGUCGCCCUGCGAGUUCGAGCACCCCAAGUCGGAGCGGUCGCCCUCGGCCAACGUCAGCCCGCGGGACUUGUCGGACAGCGACCUGUCGCAGGAGAUGGCGCAGCCGCUGGCGCAGCGCCGCGGCCAGCCCCGCCAGCCGGCGGCCGAGACGCCCCCCACCUCCGUGAGCGAGUCGCUGCCCACCCUGUCCGACUCUGACAUCCCGCCGGCCACCGAGGACUGCCCCUCCAUCCUGGCCGACGGGCUGGAGUCGGACGAGGACUCGGAGCAGCCGGCCCGGGGCCUGGCGAGGGCCCGCGACCCGCUGCCCGCCCCCAUGAAGGACCCCUGCCCCAUCCCUGCGCAGCCCGGCAUCUGCAUGGUGGACCCUGAGGCGCUGCCGGGCGAGCAGCCGCGCGCGCCCAAGAAGGAGCAACCCGGCAAGGUGAAGAGGACGCCGUCCCGCGUGGGCUCGGCGCCCGCCGCCCCCAGGCCCGACCCCGCCAAGCCCUCCAGCGUGGCCUCCAAGGCCCGCCUUGCUGGGGGCUCGGCCCGUGACGCCGGGGACAAGGCCAGGCUGCCGCUCGCGGACAAGAGAGGCCCCCAUGGCGGGGCGGCCGGGGACGCCCGCGCCCCUGGGGCCACCCGCAGCGCUGGAGCCAGGUCGCUGGCCGGAGCCGGCCGGGCGUCUCCGGCAGGCUCGCGGGCUGCCGCCCCCCCGGGCCCCCCCGUCUACGUGGACCUGGCCUACGUGCCCGGCUCGUGGAGCGCGCGCACCGUGGACGAGGAGUUCUUCCGGCGCGUGCGCUCCCUCUGCUACGUGGUGAGCGGCGACGACCACCUCAAGGAGGGCGUCAUGAGGAGCAUCCUGGACGCCCUGCUCGCCGGCAAGCACCAGUGGGGCACCGACAUCCAGGUGACGCUGAUCCCCACCUUCGACUCGCUGGUGAUGCACGAGUGGUACCAGGAGACGCACGAGCGGCAGCAGGAGCUUGGCAUCACGGUGCUGGGCAGCAACAGCACUGUGGCCAUGCAGGACGAGACCUUCCCCGCCUGCAAGGUGGAGUUCUGAGCAGGGUCCCGGCCCGCCGGUGGCGGGGAGGACGUGUGGGCUUCAUCCUCACCUUCCUCCUCCUCCGCCUGCCUCCUCC
Molecule: messenger RNA, 3987 nt
Organism: Nothoprocta perdicaria
Lineage: Eukaryota; Metazoa; Chordata; Aves; Tinamiformes; Tinamidae
Gene: MAP1S
Product: microtubule associated protein 1S
Exons: 8
Coding region: 285-3908 (1207 amino acids)
Biological process (GO): axonogenesis; microtubule cytoskeleton organization; dendrite development
Cellular component (GO): dendrite; synapse; microtubule
Molecular function (GO): actin binding; microtubule binding
Source: RefSeq, a predicted model, not a curated record